This is a messenger RNA of Plasmodium fragile, 3630 nucleotides long. RefSeq lists its product as uncharacterized. The coding region runs from base 1 to 3630 and encodes 1209 amino acids. The record is from RefSeq and is a predicted model, not a curated record. NCBI's taxonomy places the organism in Eukaryota, Apicomplexa, Aconoidasida, Haemosporida, Plasmodiidae. The transcript is spliced from 4 exons.
AUGUUAAAAGAGAAGCUAUUGAAGUUUAUGAAUUACUACUACUUUAUUAAAAAUUACUACAUCUAUCACAUCCUGUUUCUGUAUACAUUUUUUUUAAGGAUAACUUAUACCUACGCAGAAAUUACCAUAUCUCAUUUUUUUACCUUUCUAUUGAAUAAAUAUGAAAAUAAUGAGUCGCAAAAGGAGGAGGAGAAUUUUUUUUACUAUUUCACUCAUUUUUUCAAUUUUAAUAAUAAGAAUGAUGACAAAUUUUUAAACACGAAAUUGUUUGUUGUUGUGUACUUACCAAUUUGUUUAAAAUGCUUCUACACACUUUUCUUCGACUACAUCGCAUAUUAUGUAUACAUUCGCUACUACUUCAAUAGGAUAAAUAACAACUUUAGGAAAAUAUAUUAUUCCUCUGUGUCGUAUGAAAAUGGGGCUACUGAAAUUGGUGAAAAUUUUUUUUUAAAAAAGGACAAAGUUGGACUCGUGCACAGAAUAAGUAAAAGAAAAAAAAACUCAUAUGAUGUGUCUACGAAGAGAUUAUCUGACAUGUCUCUGUACGAAUGCAGGAAAUAUAUGUUACGAAAAAAAAAGGCCUUUUCCCUUUGGCAGAGGAAACGAAAUUUAAGGAUUAACAGAAAAAAACGCAAAAAGAGCAGUAUAAAAAGGGUUACCUGUAAAGAAGACACAAGGAAGAAACACCCACGCAUUAAAUUCAUUACCUGUAGAAAUAGCUUUAUACAAAAUAAGCUCCUAAAUAGUGACCAGCGGGAUGCUCAGGGUAAUAAGUGGUUCCAUAAUGUGUUUAAGAAUAGGAAGAAUAUUUUCUUCAGAAGGAAACAGAGAAAGAGAAAUGAUGCAGAAGCGGGGGUCCUUUCUUCUAGUAGUUCAACGCAGCAAGGAAUUGAGCGCAAAAAUAAUAAGUCUAUUUUUAACAAGCUCUAUAUGAGCAUGAAGAAGGGGUACAAUUAUGUGGAUAGUCUCCAACAAGGUAGGAAUAUUUCAGAUAGUACUACGCGCGUUAGUAGAGCGACCAGCAUCUACCGUAUUGGCCCAAGUGGAGAAGACAAACAUAUGAGGGACCAUGUGCACUACGACUCAAGCGUCGUGGAGGUAAACACUUUCUGCGCACCAAACAACUUGGUAGGAACAGCAAACGAGGAAGACGUUCAAUUGCUCAAAUUUAGGUUAGGUAAAAUGGGUGAUACUCAAAACGACACAACACCAAACCAUUUUCAGAAUAGUAAUGCAGAUUACAUGGCGCUGAACGAAUCAACCCCCAUUGGGAAUUACAAUGACAGCGGGAACUACGAAGAAAUUGGCUUUGAAAAUUUGAAGGAAAAUGUGGUGUGCAUGUCGAAGACGCAUCAUGGUUCCGGUGAUAUGGAGGAUGCUGCAAAGGACCAACAACGUGAGUAUGCGGAAAGCCCUCAAGUGAGGGGCGAGGAAAUGCUGAUGGCAACCUCGAAUGACGACACAAAGGGGUACAACCCAGAGGGAUAUCAUCCAAAUGGGGACGGAGGAGAUACUUCAAAUUGCGAACCGAAGAAGAUAAAGAAAUCCUACCGCACGUUGCGAGGUAGCCUAAAAAUGGACUACCUUUUUAAGGACAGCUACGAAUUAGGAGAAAAUAACAAGAUAGGAUCGGCAGAAAAUAACGAUUAUUAUUAUUAUAACAAAUUUAAAAACUUUAACUACGGAAAGAAGGACAAUUUGCACAGCGUGCGUGAACUCAUAAACAAUAAAAUAAACGCAGAAUAUUAUCACCUAAAAUUGAACAUACUCAUUUUGUCAUGUAUAAUUAUACAGAUCUUUAAUUCAUGCAUUUUGAUACUAAUUUCGAACAACUUUAUAAGGAAAAAGGAGAAUUUUUUUUUUUGUUGUUUUUUGUAUUCCCUACUAGAAAGUGUAACCGAUGUGAUUUCAGAGAAUAUAUUUUUCCUGUGUGGUAAAUUUACAAACAUAUACAAAAAAGAAUUCAGCAUUAACGCCAUCUACGUCAUUCAAGUUAUCAGCAAAAUGAUAUUAAGCCUCUCCACCAUGUUUAUUUAUUUCGUUUAUCACAUAUUUGUGAUACUUUAUGAGCAUGUGAAUAUUAUGAUUAUAAAUACUUUUAUUAAGAUGCUGUCUAUUUGUGUUCUUUCUUUUAUUUUCCUCAAAAACAAGGACAACUUUUUUAAUUACCACAAUGAUGGAACGUUUGCCAGCAUUAAUUGUGAGAAGAAGGCGGACGCCACAACUGGAAAGGGGGCUACCUGUGAGAAGAGCGACUCUGUUAAGAUAGACAUCAGGGGGGGGGAACUACGCAAACAGAACGGGGGAGAUGCGGUUAGGAAUGGCCCAUGCGGGGAAGCGCAAAGCAGUUUUGCUGUCAAAAAGGAUAUAUCAGAAGUGAGUAACAGUGACGAUUUACCCAGUCGUAGAAAUAAUUUUAACCAGGGCAUAUAUAGUAACUACCUCUACAAUGAUAAGUACUAUGGGAAUUAUUUUAACUUUCCCAAGAAUGAGUACUAUGGUGAAAGACUUCUCACGGACGAUAUUUCCUCAAAGGGGUCGUCGAAUGAAAAUGCAAAAUCCGUGAAUGCCUGUUCUGUAAAGCUAAAAUAUGUCACAGAAUUUUUAAACCUGUUUAAACUCUUAUCAAGAAUAAAAAGCUACAUUUUUAAGAAGGAUGAAAUUAAGUAUAGCCACAGUUACACACUGCUGAGUUUGGAGGAUGCGACAGGUGAUCAGAAGAAUGUGGACUCACUUUUUCGAAAAAAAAGUGAAUACAAAAUUAAGAUUCCCAUUCUAGGGAACCUUAAGAAAUUAUUUAAUAUUUCUGAUUACCCUUGUUGCUCUUCGGGUGUUGAAAACGCAGGGAUUACAAAAUAUGACUCCCUAAUUGAGCAGGAAAUGGAAUAUUUACAUAAAAAAAAAAAAAAAAAACUACUGAGCAGUGGGCAGUACAAGGGACACGUAUAUAACCUAGACAACAUGAACAGCUUAAGCAGCUUGAGAAGCAUAAACAUCGUAAAGCGCGCGAAAAAGAGGAACAUCAUCGUUAGUUAUCCUAUCAAGUUAUUACUGAACAAUUUGAACUUUUCCAACAUUUUUUACAUAUGCUUAUUGUUAAUUAUUCCAACCUUUGAAAGGAUAUUUCUAAAUUAUAAAAUUAAGAAUAUUAAACUAGAUUUACACGGCUACUGCUAUCUUAAUUUUGUGAACUAUGUGACGGAUCUGAUGGGACUUUACCUUUACAUUAGUUACUUUAAUGAAGAAUCCUACUCCUCCUCUAUAUUUCUGAGCUCCCUCAUAAACGUAUUGCUGAUGACUUUUCGUUUUUUGUCUUUGCACAACGGGUGUAGCCAUAUAUGUUUGCUGUUCCUGGAAACCAUACUUAAGUCACUUCACAAGACGUUCUUUUUUAUGCCUAUUUAUAUACUAGUCACGAAGGUGUACAUAAAGAACAUUCACAAUUUGAUGUGCUCCUUCUACUCUAGCAUUUUGGACGCCAGUUCCUUCGCCUCGUACUAUUUUGAAUAUGUUAUACUGAGCUAUUACAACAUUGACGAUUCAAAGAGUAUAUUCAUCUUUGUUUAUAUUAUCUUGCUGGUGCUGCAUUUGUCAUCGCUUGUCGUUAUUUCGAAGUUGAAGAAGACAUGA